AUGAGUUAUUCUAUAAUGUAAAUACUGAGUUUGUUCUAAGAGAAUGAAGAACAAAAUCUUCACAAUAUAGGUUGCCCAUGUGAUUCGGAACCUAGGACUCCUGCUUUUAAAGAUGAAAAAGAGUAACUCAUUAGGCAAAUCAAUGAAGUUAGACAAUAAAACUAAAUUCUUUAAAAUGAAUAUUAAAAGUAAAUCCUGAUUUUAAGUGAAAAACUAGCUUAAACCCAAACUUUAUCCAGCCAAAUCGAGAAAAAUAAAGAGCAAUUGAAAAAUGAGUUAAAUUAAAGUUAACAUCUAACUAAAUAAUACCUGCUAAAGCACGAAGCUUGCUUCGAAAUGAAACAAAGAAUAUUACAAUAAAAGACAACAACUAAGAUUAUAUAUGAAGAUGCUGGAAAAAGAAUAACAACCUGUCCAAGUGAAACAUCAACUGUACAAAGCCCUUCUUUUGUAAUACCAUCCUCCCCAAAACCAAUCGGACUCUGCUAUAGUUCAUUCAAUCAAAAUUUUUGA
This is a messenger RNA of Paramecium tetraurelia, 513 nucleotides long. RefSeq lists its product as uncharacterized. The record is from RefSeq and is a predicted model, not a curated record. Lineage: Eukaryota; Ciliophora; Oligohymenophorea; Peniculida; Parameciidae. The transcript is spliced from 2 exons.